Homo sapiens (human) is the source of this 1280-nucleotide messenger RNA. RefSeq names its product Tax1 binding protein 3 (gene TAX1BP3). The transcript is spliced from 4 exons. Lineage: Eukaryota; Metazoa; Chordata; Mammalia; Primates; Hominidae. The record is from RefSeq and is marked reviewed. Gene Ontology annotation, cellular component: plasma membrane; nucleus; cytoplasm. Bases 53 to 427 code for a protein of 124 amino acids. Gene Ontology annotation, molecular function: beta-catenin binding. Gene Ontology annotation, biological process: regulation of signal transduction; negative regulation of Wnt signaling pathway.
ACUCUGCUGCCGGCUUCUCGGAGCGGCGCUGGGCGACCAGAGCAGGGUCGAGAUGUCCUACAUCCCGGGCCAGCCGGUCACCGCCGUGGUGCAAAGAGUUGAAAUUCACAAGCUGCGUCAAGGUGAGAACUUAAUCCUGGGUUUCAGCAUUGGAGGUGGAAUCGACCAGGAUCCUUCCCAGAAUCCCUUCUCUGAAGACAAGACGGACAAGGGUAUUUAUGUCACACGGGUGUCUGAAGGAGGCCCUGCUGAAAUCGCUGGGCUGCAGAUUGGAGACAAGAUCAUGCAGGUGAACGGCUGGGACAUGACCAUGGUCACACACGACCAGGCCCGCAAGCGGCUCACCAAGCGCUCGGAGGAGGUGGUGCGUCUGCUGGUGACGCGGCAGUCGCUGCAGAAGGCCGUGCAGCAGUCCAUGCUGUCCUAGCAGCCACCACCAUCUGCGACUCCUGCCUGCCGCCUCUCUGUACAGUAACGCCACUUCCACACUCUGUCCCCAUCUGGCUUCUGCUGACCGCUGGGCCCCAGCUCAGAAGGGCUAUAGCUGGUCCCAGAGGCCUGGCCUGGCCUUCCUUCCCUUCUCCCAUCCCUGGCCUGGGGCCUCUGGGACCGGCUUUCUCUCCUGGACACCGAGGAUUGGAAAUAAGGGCCUGGAGCUGAGUAGUAGCCAGUCUGCUGUGACCACAGGCUCAGGUCCGACCCUGCUGCUUGGCCACAGCAGUGGCUGGGCAAGUGGGAACCACUAUCUCUUGGGAGCCCCCAAAAGCUGGGAAAUGCUGGAGGAACCAGGCCUUUCCCGCUUUUGCCUGGCUGCAGGGUUCGGCUCCGCCCCUGCCCCCCAGCCCUCGUGUGUCCACACCGCAGUGCCUCUGCCCCUCGGGGGACUGGACACACAUCCUGCCAGAGGCGCUACGAAGCUUUGCCCAGAUGAAGCCAGGUGGGCUCCGCGUUCACUCCCACUCUCCCGAGGGGUGCUGGCCUCCCCAGGGUUUGCCUUCUUACGGAUUUAGACGAGGUUCGAGGCUCACCUAUCAGGGCAGCUCUCAGGAUUGUCAUUUUCCUCUUUGCCUGUGGGUUUAACUUUUGUAUUUUUUUAAUCACAAGUUUGAUACAAAAUGUUUUUAUCGUACUCUUUGGAGAUGCCCAUUCUACUUUUGAAUUUAGCUUUUACUAAUUCGCAUCUGGAAGCUCAGCAAGUGCACAAGCCUUACUUUGGUUACCGUGGAAACCACUGCCGCCCCUCCCCGAUGUGGUGCGCUCAAUAAAAAUGCUGGAAUUCA